Molecule: messenger RNA, 1449 nt
Organism: Orbicella faveolata
Lineage: Eukaryota; Metazoa; Cnidaria; Anthozoa; Scleractinia; Merulinidae
Product: cytoplasmic tRNA 2-thiolation protein 1-like
Biological process (GO): tRNA wobble position uridine thiolation
Cellular component (GO): mitochondrion; cytosolic tRNA wobble base thiouridylase complex
Molecular function (GO): tRNA binding
Source: RefSeq, a predicted model, not a curated record
GGCUUAUUUGUUUUUUUUAAAGGAAGGGGAUGCCUCUUUGUUGUAAGAUCUGUGGCAAUAAAGCCAUUUUAAAGCGACCAAAAACGGGUGAUGCUUUGUGUAAGGAGUGCUUUUAUGUUGUAUUUGAGACUGAGGUCCACCACACAAUAAUCUCAAAUAAACUCUUUACAAAAGGACAAGUUGUAGCUAUUGGUGCAUCUGGUGGAAAAGAUUCCACGGUGUUGGCUUAUGUACUUAAAAAACUCAAUGAAGAGUAUGACUAUGGGUUAAAAUUGAUUCUAUUGUCUGUGGAUGAGGGAAUAACUGGUUACAGGGAUGAUUCAUUGGAGACAGUGAAGAGAAAUGAAAUGCAGUAUGAGUUACCACUCAAGAUUGUUUCGUAUGAGGAACUCUAUGGCUGGACCAUGGAUGCUAUUGUCAAGCAGAUAGGACUGAAAAAUAAUUGUAAGUGCAGAAUUCAAUUUCCUUUUAUUAUUUCAAAGAUUGAUCUCAAAGGUGAUGCUUUGUGUAAGGAGUGCUUUUAUGUUGUAUUUGAGACUGAGGUCCACCACACAAUAAUCUCAAAUAAACUCUUUACAAAAGGACAAGUUGUAGCUAUUGGUGCAUCUGGUGGAAAAGAUUCCACGGUGUUGGCUUAUGUACUUAAAAAACUCAAUGAAGAGUAUGACUAUGGGUUAAAAUUGAUUCUAUUGUCUGUGGAUGAGGGAAUAACUGGUUACAGGGAUGAUUCAUUGGAGACAGUGAAGAGAAAUGAAAUGCAGUAUGAGUUACCACUCAAGAUUGUUUCGUAUGAGGAACUCUAUGGCUGGACCAUGGAUGCUAUUGUCAAGCAGAUAGGACUGAAAAAUAAUUCAUUUCCAGGUCACAAUGCAGACGACAUAGCAGAAACAGUAUUAAUGAAUGUUUUACGAGGGGAUAUAGCAAGACUUAGGCGAUGUACAGCUAUUGUGACGGGCACUGAGGGUGCCAUUCCUCGUUGUAAACCAUUCAAGUACACUUACGAAAAAGAAAUUGUAAUGUACGCGUACUUCAAAAAGCUGGACUACUUUUCAACAGAGUGUAUUUAUUCUCCAAAUGCUUACAGGGGUCACGCAAGAACCUUUCUCAAGGAUUUAGAAAAAAUUCGUCCAAGCUCCAUCUUGGACAUCAUCCACUCCGGAGAAAGCUUGUUUGUGAAAAAGGAUGUCAAGAUGCCCGUUCAAGGUAUUUGUAAGAGAUGUGGUUAUAUUUCAAGUCAGUCUCUGUGCAAGGCGUGUGUGCUUCUAGAAGGACUUAACAAGGGACUACCAAGGUUGGGUAUCGGCAAAACAACCAAAGCUCAGAUCGAAGCCCUGAGCAGUGCUGAUGGUUCCAGUCCGCCUGCAAGUCGAGACAACUGCAGCGCUGCGACGUCUCUUGAAUUUUGAUACUUGUGUAACAAAUAAAUAUAAUUAAAAUACAAAGACAGUA